This is a messenger RNA of Hymenoscyphus albidus, 1089 nucleotides long. The record is from the annotation of a GenBank genome assembly. NCBI's taxonomy places the organism in Eukaryota, Fungi, Ascomycota, Leotiomycetes, Helotiales, Helotiaceae.
CAGAGGUGUUGUUGGCCGAAGUUGUUGGCGCAAGAUGUCCCUAGAUGGGGAAUUUGAAAAUGGUUCACGAACGACACCACGAGAUGGAAAAGUGACGACGGUUGUUGGAUUCAACAGCUUCAUAACCUCACGAAACUUCUCGCGUAUAGUCGAGAGAGCGGCAGCGUACAAUAAGUAGCAAGCAGCCUUCUUGGUGCCAACUCCAACGGCCAACAUCAUAACCUCUUGGUACUACAGUUUAUUCCACUCGAGACUCCCAACACAAACUCCUCACAACGUGGUCGAGCAUGGCGAUACCACCGCAGAAAACAGCACUGGUUACAGGGUAAAUACACCAUCCUCCUUUAAAACUUCUAGCUACAACCAAAAAGGCUCUGACAUCCAUAUAGCUGCACCCCAGGUGGAAUCGGAAAUGCACUAGCCAGAGAACUCCACUCCCGCGGCCUGUUCGUCUUCGCCACAGCACGAACACUCGAGAAAAUCACAGAUCUAAAGGAAUUAGGCAUAGAAUGUUUGCAUCUCAUAGUAGACGACACCGAAAGCGUCAAAGCCUGCCAUGAAAAAGCGGUACAGAUACUUAAUGGAAGGGGUCUCGACUUCCUCAUCAAUAACGCUGGGAAAAGUAUCCACAUCCUCACCACGAUCUCUCUUACCUGCUAAAUUGCUAACACCAACCACCCAGCAAUCGUCCGCCCCGCAAUCGAAAUCAACAUGUCAGAAGCUCAAUCCCUAUUCGCAACCAACAUCCUCGGCAUCAUGCACCUAACCCAAACCUUCUCCCCUCAUCUCCUCCUCGCAAAAGGAACCAUCGUCAACAUCGGCUCGGUAGCAGGGCACACCCCCUCCCCUUCAACGGCGUCUACAGCGCGACCAAAGCCGCGCUGUACGCCUACAGCGCGUGUAUGCGUGUCGAACUCGCGCCCUUUGGUGUACACGUUGUGUAUGUGCAAACCGGCAAUGUAAGGACGGGGAUUAUGCAAGCGGGAACGAGGUUAGGGGACGGGAGUGUUUUUUUGCCGGUUGAGGAUGGGUUUUUGGAACGUCAGGGGAUUGCGGCGAGGACGGGGAUGGAGCCGGGGGUUUUUGCGG